This is a messenger RNA of Sardina pilchardus (European sardine), 4821 nucleotides long. It is a transcript of the gene ptprea, whose product is annotated as protein tyrosine phosphatase receptor type Ea. Gene Ontology annotation, molecular function: protein tyrosine phosphatase activity. The record is from RefSeq and is a predicted model, not a curated record. The transcript is spliced from 22 exons. Gene Ontology annotation, biological process: protein dephosphorylation. The coding region runs from base 430 to 2544 and encodes 704 amino acids. Lineage: Eukaryota; Metazoa; Chordata; Actinopteri; Clupeiformes; Clupeidae.
GCGAAGCAAUGCACGGAGAAAUGAAAUUCAGUGCUCUCCGGCAAGGAACAGAUAUCAGUCCUGGGAGAGCAUUUUUCUUUGCCUCUGUCAGCGAUAAGGCACGGCUACUGGAAUAAGUAAUCUUCAGACAAGUGCUGGUGGAGAACAAUUUCUCUCAGGCUUGGAGUGACGGCCGCAUCUCCGACCUUGAAGCAGUGGAAGGAGGACAGGUAGAAGAGCACACAGAAGGGCAGAGGAGAAGAAGAAUAUCCAGGGGGAAGGAGAGAGUGCUUUCUUCCCCUCAGAGGAGCAGCCCAUUCUGAGGAAGGGAGGGAGAGCGUGGCCCCUCAUCCCCGGGAGCCAUGUGACAGUCGGCCCCUGCAGCAUCCCCAGCAGCUAGAAUGGACCUGAGAACCAGCUCGCUCUGAAACCGCCUCUCACCAAGUCACGAUGGUCCCAGUUCUGUUUUUAGUAACAACAACAACAGCAGCAACAACAACAACAACAAUAAACAACACCUCAACGAAUUCGACUGAACCCAACUCCAGCUCGUUUGCCACCCAACACGUCCUCCCCACGGUGCUGGUGCUCUCUCUGCUGCUGGUCAUCAUCGUGCUGCUGGCCUGGUACUUCCUCAGGGUAAGACACCACAGGAAGGCGGUGGUCACUGUCGACAAGAAGAUACCAAAUGGCAUUUUGGAAGAACAAGAUCAAGGUAAAGAGCUGGGAGACCAUGCAACUGAGUUGCAGACACUGUCAGAGCAACAGACCGUGGUCCUGCUCCCACAGUCUCCGUCCGCCUCCAAGACCUACCUGCCCAUCCCUGUAGAACACCUGGAGGAGGAGUUUAGGCUACGCUCCGCCGACGAUGGGAAACUUUUCAGAGAAGAGUUUAACUCAUUGCCAGGAGGUUACACCCAGGGGACGUGCGUGGAGGCCAACAAGGAAGACAACAAGGAAAAGAACAGAUACCCCAACAUCCUACCAUAUGAUCAUUCAAGGGUUGUGCUCACCGUCCAGGAUGGAGAUCCCUGCUCAGACUAUGUGAAUGCCUCGUAUAUUGACGGCUACAAAGACAAGAACAAAUUCAUCGCAGCACAAGGCCCAAAGCAGGACACAGUGGCAGACUUCUGGAGGAUGAUCUGGGAGCAGAAGGCGUCCACCAUCGUCAUGCUCACCAACCUGAAGGAGCGGAAAGAGGACAAAUGUUACCAGUACUGGCCUGAUCAAGGUUGCUGGACUUACGGGAAUGUCCGUGUGGCUGUGGAAGACUUCACAGUCCUGGUGGACUAUACCAUACGCAAGUUCUGCGUGCAAUAUCAGGCCAGCGAUGGGACCAAAACCCCCAGACUGGUGACCCAGAUGCACUUCACCAGCUGGCCUGACUUUGGAGUGCCCUUCUCCCCCAUCGGCAUGCUCAAGUUCCUCAAGAAGGUUAAGCAGGUCAACCCGUCCUACGCCGGGCCCAUCGUGGUCCACUGCAGUGCUGGGGUGGGCCGCACAGGCACCUUCAUUGUCAUCGAUGCCAUGAUUGACCUGAUGUACGCAGAGCCCAAGCUCGACGUCUUCGGUUUUGUGUCCAAGAUACGGGACCAGCGUUCUCAACUUGUUCAAACAGACAUGCAGUACUCGUUCAUCUACCAGGCUCUGCUGGAGUACUACCUCUAUGGGGACACUGAACUGGAUGUGUCCUCGUUAGAGGGACACCUGCACAAACUGCACAACACCGUGACAACUGGUGACAGGGUAGGACUGGAGGAGGAGUUCAAAAAACUCACCAACAUGCGGAUCAUGAAGGAGAACAUGAGACAUGGGAACCUGCCGGCCAAUAUGAAGAAGAACCGAGUGCUCCAGAUCAUCCCCUAUGAUUUUAACAGAGUUAUUCUGUCAAUGAGGAGAGGUCAGGAAUACACUGAUUACGUCAACGCCUCUUUUAUUGAUGGUUACAGGCAGAAGGACUACUUCAUCGCCACACAGGGUCCCUUAUCUCACACAGUGGAAGACUUCUGGAGGAUGGUGUGGGAGUGGAAGUGUCACUCCAUUGUCAUGCUGACAGAGUUACAGGAGAGGGAGCAGGAUAAGUGUUUCCAGUACUGGCCCCCCGAGGACUCGGUGACAUAUGGCGACUACACCGUGGAGAUUAAAGGGGACACUCUGUGCGACACUUUCAGCCUGCGGGAUCUGGUACUCACAUAUGGGCAGGAGAAACAGUCGAGGCUGGUGCGGCACUUUCAUUUUCAUGGCUGGCCAGAGAUUGGCAUCCCAGCGGAGGGCCGUGGGAUGAUCGACAUCAUCGCUGCCGUGCAGAAACAGCAGCAGCAGUCAGGGAACCAUCCCAUUGUUGUCCAUUGCAGUGCCGGGGCGGGCCGGACAGGUACGUUCAUUGCUUUGAGUAAUAUCCUGGAGCGGGUCAAGGCUGAGGGCCUGCUGGACGUGUUCCAAACUGUGAAGAGUUUACGCAUGCAGAGGCCGCACAUGGUGCAGACCGUGGAACAGUAUGACUUCUGCUACAGAGUGGUACAGGAUUUUGUUGACAUCUUCUCAGACUAUGCCAAUUUCAAAUGAGAAAUGAUCUGCCUUAAACAGUUGUUCUGUGUUGUUUUUGAUAUCAGGUGGUGAGGAGUUUGUACCUCAUCACUGAAUUAAAUUGUCUUCUAUUUUGCUAUGCACUUGUUCUCAUUGUAACUAAAACAUCAUACCUAGCUGUAAUAUAUUGUCAUAUACUAGAGCUACUCAGCCAAUUUUUGACAUUAUUUAAAUUUUAUUUUGUUUUCCAUAUUUUUGUCUCGCUCUGGUUACUGUUUAUUUUGUUGUAAAAUAUUGUUCUUUUGUUUAUGACGUUUGUUUCUUUUUUUAAAUCUGCAUCAUACCAACUAAGCAUUUUACUGAUCAUUCCAUGUAAUAUUUGUAAAGCAGUAGUUAUUGUACAUGUAUUUAUAUACUGUUUUCAGCCGUCCAUCGCCAACCUUUAAAGACAAAAAACCUUUAUGUGAAUGUUCUCUGAUGUAUUUAUGCAAAUGUAAGUAAGGUCUUAUACUUCAUGACGCUGAUUGAUAUCUCUCAUUGAGAGAGAGACUGUGUUUUGUUAGGUGGAAAAAACAAUCCCAUGGUUGCUUUUGUUAAAGGCCAAACCCUUCCUCAGAGACAUCAGAAAUACAUGAAGAGGUGUGAAGCUGAACUACUAAGAAUAAAACUCAUAUAUACUGCAUAUAUAUAGAAAUCUCAUCAGUAUUAAUGCUUGUUUCCAAGCUGUGAGGUUACCUCUGUUUUUUUCUCUAAAGAGGGCACACUAGUUAUAGCCAUACAAACACCGCAUUGGAGGGAGUCUGCCAUGCCUUGCAGAGUCCUCUGUGUCCCUGACAUCACUGAUGUUCAAAAUGCUAAAAACAAAUAGCAGCACAUGUCUUUAAGCACACUGACCACCGAAGAUUGUCCUGCAGAAUUGCCAAGGAGUUCCAGCAGUUGAAAAAAAGGAGUCUGCAUUUGUACAUACGUCCACCCUAAUACUAGUAUUAUAUCAUAGUAGUGGUGCUGUCUGAAACGGCACACAUACGGUAAAUAGAAAUAUAUAUAUUUUGGAAUUCCACCACUGCUUUUAUGCUGCUUUUCUGUUUGCAUGAAACAGUGCCAUAUUCUCUAGAUGAGAAAUAUAUUUUCAACAAUAGCCUCUUACUCAUAAAGUAACAUAAAAUUGUAUUUAUGCAGGAUAGGAUUAAGUACAAGGCAUUUAAAUCUCUCUAUGAUCCAUACUGUGGCCAGUACAGUAAGUGCUCACAGAUGGACAUGGUGUCCAUUCAUUUGAACUGACCCAAUGUCAGUUGAUGCUUAUGCACAAAUGUACAAUAUGAAAAGUUGAACUUACCACUGAACAUAUAUGCAGGGAGGAAACUAUUUGCUAUCCAAAAGUUUUAUCCAUGUGUUUGAGGAGAAAAAUGCCAUAUUUAGUCAUGUAGAUAUAGAAACGAUUAAUAAUGGAAUACCAGUGAAAAGGAAUGCUGGUUCAUAGUCAUUGGCUAAAUAAGAAUGCUUUAAGCAGGGCAAACCAAACAAAGGAAGAAGCACAGUAAGGAGUUUUGUACUUUUGUCUCAGAUGUGAUUGGCUUGCAAUAUAGCCUACUGUUGAUGCACAACACCAUAUUCACAUUCUGUGCUCUGCCCAGACCAACCUCAACAGUUUUUGAAAGGUCCUGAACAAAACCUCAUGGCAGCCAUUUUAUUCUUCCUUUUCUUUUUUCUUUUCUUUGAUCUGCUCACUUUGAUAAAUUGUUAAAAAUGCUCCUUACCUUGUGUUGAAACAAGGGAUUGGCAGAGAUAACUCAUAAAGCAUUAAAAGAGAUCUGUGUUGAUCUAAACACACCAGCUGAAUAGCAUAUCAAACAGUGGUCAUCUCCAAGCCAAGGGUUAAUUCACUCACAGGUCGAAGCCCCUUCAGCGGAACUAGGAAUGAAAACCAGUAUGAUCGAUUCUCCAACAUGAGUUCUCACUUCCUGAUUUGACUGAAAUGCUGCUUCCCUGGUGGUCUAUGGAUGACCUCAGCCCUGCAUUGUCUUGCUGUUAUAUAACUGUAGAAACAUUUCUUGAACAUUGUGCUCAGCAUUUGUGAGAUUCAUGGAGUUGAUUUGGUAGCUUGCCAGCCAGAUGUCUCUCCUCAGUGUAUGCCUUUCCUCAUUCAACUUGUCAAACUGUGUUGUGGGUGCCAACCCCAGGCUUGUGCUAAUCAUGACUAUUUAAGGGUAUGGCCAAACAUAAGCUAUACCAUUUCCUGAUUUUGUCAUGUCAUACUGGAGUUAGUGUCUUUGUAAAUGCAGUUUUCAAUAUUAAAUACAGUUGAUAAAAUCCUGA